This is a messenger RNA of Triticum turgidum subsp. durum (durum wheat), 903 nucleotides long. Lineage: Eukaryota; Viridiplantae; Streptophyta; Magnoliopsida; Poales; Poaceae. The record is from the annotation of a GenBank genome assembly.
AUGGAGGCCCCCGAUCGUGUCCCCGCCGGGCGCUUCUCUUUGCUUCUCUACGACAGCCGCGCCAGAAUCCUCAGCUGCCGCCAUGGACUCCUGCUCUUCGCCCGCUCAUCGGGAAACCGGUUCCUGGUGUGGGACCCCGUCACCCGCGACCAGCACAGGCUUGUCGCGCCACCGCCGUUCGACAUCUACGCAGCUCAGGUGGACGGGGCGGUGCUCCGGGCUGCUGGAGACGCCCACCACUUCCAGGUGGUAUUGGUAAGCUACCAACAGAAGCAAGUGAUCGCCUGCAUUUACUCCUCGGAGACUGGUGUAUGGAGUGAUCUCAUGCCAACAUCGGUCCAACGCACGGCCGUGGGUUGUCAAGGCAUGCCUGCUGUGUUGGUCGGGGAUUCCCUUUACUUGCUGCUCUCUGACGGUGGUAUAACUGUAAUUCUUGAGGUUGAUUUGAACAGGCAGAGCCUAGCUUUGAUACAGGUGCCACUGUCUAUGCUUGCCUAUGGUCAUCAUAGGGACUAUAUGACACUUGCACGAGCAGAGGGUGGCGGGCUGGGUUUACUCUGGAAGGAAGGCUUCACCGCCCAGUUCUGGAAGAUGAAUGCUGGUUGUGAUGGUGUUUCUUCAUGGGUGUGGGGAAGAACUAUUAAAUUGGACAAGCUACUUUCCCUGAAUUUAGAGGAGAUAAAGCGCAUACAGAGGAUAGCGUAUGCUGAGGAAAAUAAUGUGGCUUUCUUGCGGACAGUUUCCGGUGUCUUCAUGGUCCAGCUUGAGUCAUUGCAGUUCAGUAAACUUCCUGAAAAAAACAACUGUGCUAUCUGCUAUCCAUUAGAAAGUGUCUAUGCUGCAGAAACAAGCAUUGGUGGUGGACAUGGUGGAGCUGAUCAAGAUAUGAUAGUAUUAGUAUGA